This is a messenger RNA of Verticillium dahliae VdLs.17, 651 nucleotides long. RefSeq lists its product as uncharacterized. Lineage: Eukaryota; Fungi; Ascomycota; Sordariomycetes; Glomerellales; Plectosphaerellaceae. The transcript is spliced from 3 exons. The record is from RefSeq and is a predicted model, not a curated record. Bases 1 to 651 code for a protein of 216 amino acids.
AUGGCUGAUGCCCAUGGACGCUCCGGGGGCAGGCGUGCUCCCCGGCUGCUCCCCCGCCCUGGAGUCGCAGCGCCGAUAGUUCACCCGCCGGUGUCCCCACCCACCGCCGAAGCCUUCCUUUGCCCCUUUGUUGCUUUCGACCCGCAGCAUUACUUAUCUACAAGAGGAGCCAUGGGAAGCCCUACUUGGCUAUCUGUCAGGCUCUAUGGCCAGGGCACGACAUUCCAGGGAGCAUGUAUUUUGGCACGGUACCAACCACCAGCACCUGAGACGCCCAUGGCAGGUCUCCGCGCCCCCGAUGGCGAUAAUGACCGACACGGCACUCUCGGGGACUCGAGGGGCUCGACUUCGUCGAUGGAGAGCCUCGAUUUUUUUUCAAUUCCCAAACCCACCAAUGAAGAGCUUAUCAAGCUAGUUCCACGAAAAGAUUCUGGUUACUAUGGGUCGGAGACGCACAGUGACAAGACUGGGAGGGGGACAUCUGGGAUGACUGGGCAAAAUUUUGGAUCGUCGACCAAGAACUUGAGUGUCGCAGUCACGGUCGGGGGUGCUGGCGGAGACGGGCAACCCCUCGAGCUCGCAUCUGCCGAACAGUUCUUUCAUGAUGCCUUCUGGGACGAAGACUACCAGUGGGAGAAUGGGUGGCUGUAG